Messenger RNA from Polistes dominula (European paper wasp), 1913 nucleotides. Its product is annotated as paramyosin, short form. The record is from RefSeq and is a predicted model, not a curated record. Lineage: Eukaryota; Metazoa; Arthropoda; Insecta; Hymenoptera; Vespidae.
AGUUACUUUGAAAAAUGUUCUUAUCUAAUGAGAGUUCAAUCUUUGCUAUUAACAUUAAAUUUUAUAAGCCUUUUCGUGUGUUCAUAUUUUUUCUAUAAGUUUCUUUUUAACAAAACUCUAGAAAAUGUAUUUUUCCAUCCGAAAGGACUUCCUAUAACUGCGUAAAAUGAAAUUAUAUUGAGUAAUUUAUUCGCACGUGAAUGAAACCGAUCAAUGUUCAUUACCUUUUUACUUGCCAUGAAUUAUAUAUCUAUAUAGGAAGGAGAGUAUAUUCGACGAUUUAAUAAAUGAUCACGCGACUCAAGUUCGUAAAUAUGUGAAAUACGCGCCACUACAUUUUGAUUAACUCAUAGUACGCAUGCAUAGACAAUUAGUAAACAACAAUGCAUAUGCUAUUAAUUAAUCGUACAUAUCGCAUCCUGUUAUUUAUAAAAUACGAUCAAAUUGAAGAUCGAUUUAUCCGACACUACUAUAUCGACCCAAUUACUAUUUAUACUCGAUGAUCUAUUUGUAUGAAACAAAGUACAAAGUGUCGGCGACCGCGAAAAUCUACCCGCUAUCGAACAAUCGAUCCCUCUUAUUGGCUCCUACAAUCAACAUUUAUUACAAUAGGAUGGCGCUUAGUAAUUAAGACCUCUUUUAAUUCCAACGAUUAAGAAGUUAAAUGAUUUUAACGAAAAAUACAAAGAUAAUGAGAAGCUAAUGAGAACAUAACGCUAAUUAAUGACAAGGCGUCGAUUGACGCCUACGUAGACUCGGCGGCCUAAUAAUAAAACUAGUCGCGAUCCAAUCGCGUUAUUAACAGGUGACGAUUGCUUGUUCUCAAUGUGGCUAUUACAAAAGAAAAUUUUGCAAAAGAUGCCGUCAUAGCUUCGGCCUAAUUAUCAUUAGAGAACUCGACGAAAAUGCUCGCUAGUAUUAGUCAUACUUUCGGAUCGUAUUAAAAAGGAUCUCGAGCAUAAGGAAACUUAGAACGAGAUCGGUAGUCAUAGGUGUUUGGAAGCUACAAAGAAAAGACGAAUAGACAAAAUGGCGGGUUACAUGCCGCCUAAUCAAAUGCCACUUGAACCAAGAUGGCAUCACUGGCCGACCUACGUCUACGAUAAGAAUUAUGGAUACGGUAUGAAUUAUUAUCAACCAAUGUUGGAUUAUAUCGAUCGAAAGAAAGAAAGAUCGAGAUCGGCGUUAGGUCGAUUGGAAGGCAAUGGAAGGAGAGUUCAACUUCCUGACCUACCUUGGUCCGAUGGUAGAUUUUUGUGGGAGGAUCAAAAAUUACAAACCUAUGACAAGGAAUCUUUGAUAAAACGAGCGAUCGACGCCGAGGAUCAAGCGAGAGAUCAUCUAUCUCGCUUUAAGAUAAAGUUGAAAGAAGCAAGCAUAUAAAUAACGUUAGGAAGUGCGUUUUCCUCGCUAAAGAAAACACAGAUCGGGCGAGCCACUUGACCUUUUCGCUUGCUAAAUUUGGUACAGCGGAAGUGAUUGUCUUGAGCGGGCAAGUAGCUAAGAUCAAAAACCAAAACGAAAAGGAAGAUGAAUGCCUAGCUCGUAACAUCUUUCUCUUUCUCAUCUCUCUUUUGUCUCUUUUCCUUCCGAUGAAAAAAUUGUUUUACUAUAACCCUUAACCCUGUAGCUCCACGGUAACAAGGACGACUAGCAAUAAAAAUAUCGCGAUAGCACGUCAAACGUUUUGUUGGCAGUCUAUUAUUUGGAGCGUUUCUCUUCAUCUUCGUCUCCCGGCUCUUGGCGUUUGCCAAGUCGCUCGAGCGAUGGACAAAAAUCCAUCUCGCGUCACCCAGACGAUCGAACGUAGAGAGAGAGAGAGUCAGUCGUGGUACGGUAGUCGAGCAACUCGAAACUUUCGGUCUAGAACAUUUCUAAGUUUAGAGAGAGAGAGAGAGAGAGAGAGAGAGAGA